UGAAGCAAUGUCCUAUAUACACACGGAUCCUAACCAGAUCGCAGGGAAAACCGAACCCUACGACGAAUACCAGAGUACGGGAUUGAGCGCUCAUCAAAAUCACAAAAGCUUUGAAAAUGGGACACAGGAAAAAAGAUGAGACCACACAGCCAACCACCCCAACACGCCGCCACCGCCGACAUGGACAUCUUGAAGAAGAAGAAGACUAUCAACACUAGCAGCAAUGCCGACGUCGCCGAAGUCGAGAAGAGGGGUGUGAAACGUAAGGCAUCCCAAGUAGCUGAAUCGAGUUCUUCUUCGAAGAAAACGAAAAAGCGACCAGCGGUGAACUGGAAGAACGAACCCGAAUGCUCCUCACAAGAUACUGAUAUCGUGAUCUGUGACGACGAUGAUGAUGAUGACGAUGUCUACGCGCUGAGUAAUCUUACUCAAAAACAGAGAUCAGAACUCGACGAUGACGCUACCAGCGAAACCGAAAGCGAUGUUAUCCUGUUAAGCGAUGACAGCGACGAUGACUACGACGGGUUCGGCAACCCAAACGUGUCCUAUGUCACUUUAAAGGACACUAUCUCCAGAAAGAUUUCAAUCAAGAUCGAUGGAGGUAUCAUCUACAUCCAAAAAUAUACAUUUGCAUCAGCGAGAAACCUGCGCUUCCCGGAAAAUGUAGCGAGAAAGUUGUUUGAGAAGAUCGGGGACAUCAAACACACGUACAGCGUGGUAGUGAAGCAACACAAAUCAGAUCACGACGUGAGAGAGGCGGCUCAACUGCUCGUGUCCAGGAAACCGUUCUACCGUUGUACUUUCACCAAGAUUGAUAACUACUGGUACGCGGAUGUUCGUCGCUUUAAGGGACAAGAGGGUACGCUCUACCAAAAAGAUAACGGCAUAUGCUUCCCCGUCGAGGAUCUCCUGAAAGUGAACAAAUAUUUGAAAAGAAAACUAAACAUCAAACAGAGAGAGUAGGAUGUACGCUAGCAACAAUACGAACAGAAAAGAUAAACAUCGGCGGUGUAGACUUUGUAAUCAGCGGGUGAAGGGUCAAGCAUUUAACCAACAUGUCGUAGAUUGUGCCUGUGCGCAAAGACGUUGUUUCGAGUGUAGACUGUGUCAGACUCGAUUUGACACGCGCAAUCAUCUUAUUCGUCAUAUUGACGCGUGUAGUAACCUGCAAACUAAUGAUAGAGAGGACGGUAAUCAACGUACUCCCAGCAACGUUUAUUUGUGCGAGUCCUGCGGACUCGUUUGUGACAAUGGUGCCGGUCACGAGUGUUCACACGCACGUGAAAUGUUAUCGGCGGGGAAACGAUCCGGUAUUACGUACACGUGUCCCAAGUGCGAUAAACUCUUCCGGACUCGCACCAAAUUCAACGCACAUAUCAAGAAAUGUUGUAGAAGGAGUUUGUAUUCGUGCGAAUCCUGUGGCAAGAUAUUCCAAAGCCAACGAUCGUUUCACGACCACUCGUCGCAAUGUCGCAACAACAAUGAUCUAUCAACGACGUCGUCUUCCGGAGCAACGACUAAGAAGGUAACGUGCCGUCAAUGUCACCAACGAUUUGAAAGUCGUAAAUUAUUGUGGCGUCAUCAACGUCGAAGCCAUUACGGCGCUAAUGGCGAACUCUUACAACCCGAGCCAUGGCCAGAAGGAGAUGCGAGAAGACCGUGGACGGACCAAGUCGACGGAGCUUCGGUGGUGAACGAAACUCUUAAAGACGUAUACAUCACCCACAGAGAUAUCAUACUGCGUCCGCAUAAAUAUGGCGGAGAUAAUAUUGUGCACACGUUCAAUUUCCCAUUGACCGAACCCGUCAACACGGACGCAAUCGAAUUCCGAAAUCAGCUGGAUUACAUUUUCCAGCACGAAGAAAAUUCGUUUAAAGUGAACUUAUCAUUUGGGAUGAUUUUACGUCACAUUGAAACGGGUGAAUACAGAUACUUUAUUCCAUACGAGAACACUUUCGUUUUUGACAGACCUCCUUUAAUUCAUAAGCGUGAUUCGCUGAACCGCGUAGUGAAAAGAAUUCACAGGAAAAACCUAGACGAGCUCAUCUUCCAACAACGUCCGAACACGAAGUGGAAGCCCGUAUUCAUCACCAAUGUCGCAUACAGGGUGUACCGUACUAAUUACGUUCUCGGCAAGAAAAUCCUCUCUCUACCUACAUGGUUAAAGAACAAAAGGUGCGUUAUGACAGUGGGGGAUCAUGAAGUGGAUUCACUAUGUGCUUUUAGAUGUCUAGCAUAUCAUCAACUGUAUCGUGAAGCGGGAGGGUGUAGAUUAAAACAAACACCCAAGAAAAGUACCAUUUUAAAGCUAUUUCGAACAUUUAUGCGUGCUAAGGGAAGAAAGGAAAUCAGUCCACUAUCGUUUAAAGGAUUGAACGUCCCGGAUGAUGUUCCUUUGUUCGAGAGGACUUUUAACGUUCGUGUCAAUAUAUUCAAAAUGCAAGACGAAGGUCAUUCUUGCGUACCCGUCUAUCUGUCGAAUAAACAAGGCAAUGACAAAUCCACUCUGAAUAUGGACUGUUACGAGAACCACUUGUCCUACAUCGUCGAUCUCGAAGCCUAUGCUAAGCGAUUCAAGUGCCGACAUUGCGAUAUGUGCUUCGGCAGGAGGACUUACGCGAGGAAUCACGAAAAGAGCGGUUGUUGUCAGAAAAGCGUGCUUAGAUUCCCCGGUGGUUACUUUUCGCCGCCGCAGACAAUAUUUGAUCAACUCGAGGAAAGAUGCGGUAUUUACGUUCCGCUGGAUGACAGACUUUAUGAAUAUCACGCUAUGUUUGACGGUGAAUCUCUCCUGAUACGUGAGAGCGUUGAUGAGAGCCAAAAAACUUCGUCUACGUCGUGGACGACACGUCAUCAUCCCGUUUCCAUUUCCGUGUGCUCCAACGUUCCCGGUUACAAAGAACCCAAGUGUAUUGUCACGGAAGAAACGGAGAGUUUACUCGCUCAGGUCGUGGACUAUGUCACGGAGAUUGCCACGGAGGCGAAAAGAUUAACCGAAUUGAAAUUACAACCGGCCUUGGUCGAAUUGCGGAAGCAAAUUGAUCAUUUACGGGGUAGGAAAAACAACAGCGUUGCACCAAAACGAGGACAUGAUGAUGAUGUCGAUGGACCAUCUCCGAGCACGGUCAAUAGACUAUCAAAACCGAAUGUGUACAGAGACAUGUUGCAGGGUCUGCGAGAUGACUCAACGGCAGUAAAAAUCAACUACAAUGAAUGGGAAGAUAUCAACGAAGCGGAUGUUCAAGCACGCGCCACCUCGCCCCGCGGGGUGUGGACACCGGGUGAUGAAUGGACGCUCGAGGGACUGGUUUCUUUGUUACGAAAAGUGACCGACUAUUGUAAUCAGCUCCCUCUUUUGGGAUUCAAUAGUUCCAAAUACGAUUUGAAUUUAUGGAAGAGCAAAUUAGCCAGGGCAUUGAACAUCAUCGAUGACGAUAAUAAUUUCAUCAUCAAGAGAAACAAUCAGUACAUUAGCAUCGUUUCCCAAAGACUGAAAAUUUUAGAUAUCUCGAAUUUUAUGCCUCCCGGAGUAAGCUAUGACCAGUUUCUAUUAACGUUCAACGUUUCUCAGUCUAAGGGUUUCUUUUGUUACGAGUACCUCGAUAGUUUCGAGAAGCUAGAGGAAACGAAGCUCCCUUCCAUAGAGGCGUUUUGGUCUAACCUAAAGGGUAUUAAUACCCUGGAGGAUGUGAAUUGGCAAAAAUAUGUCGACUUCCUGCGCACCGAGACCGCGAAGAAUAAGUCAACCCAAGAGAUACUAUCACAUUUGAAAUUAAAAAACCGUCCCCAGAAGCGCGGAGGAGAACUAUGCUUACAUACAAAAAAUAUGGAAUGAGAAUUACAUGCAAACGCUGAGGGACUUUUUGAUUUGGUAUAAUAAUCUAGACGUGUCACCCGGCGUGGAGGCUGUUGACAGACUAAAACGCUUCUAUUGGCGUGAGACACGCAUAGAUAUUUUCAAAGAUGCCGUGUCAACACCGGGUAUCGCGAGACGAUUACUGUUCAGGACAGCGCUUAAAGAAUGCGCUCACUUUGCCCUAUUCGGA
Haliotis rubra (blacklip abalone) is the source of this 4046-nucleotide messenger RNA. RefSeq lists its product as uncharacterized. Gene Ontology annotation, cellular component: nucleus. The record is from RefSeq and is a predicted model, not a curated record. The transcript has 3 exons. NCBI's taxonomy places the organism in Eukaryota, Metazoa, Mollusca, Gastropoda, Lepetellida, Haliotidae. The coding region runs from base 136 to 963 and encodes 275 amino acids.